AUGCCAACCACCACACCCUCUUCGCCUCCUCACUCCUUCUCUCCGACACUGACAGACACACUCACCUCAACCAGCACCAGUCGCCUCACCGCGCUUCUAUCGCGGCUGCUCGCUGCGCGUGCUGCACCCUUCGCGUCGCCCCUCCACCUCACACCCUCUCGCCCGCUUCCUCUCUCCCAUCACGCCCCGCACCGACUUCAGAUCUCGCCACCUCUAGACGCUCUUCAGAUCUAUCGACAGCAGCACCUUUCGCAGCUAUUGCGCGGCCACUCCGCUGCCACGCGCCAUGAACGCCGAGUACAACUUCACCGGUGCCGCGCGCACGCGCACCAUCAACCUCGGCGGGCCGCGUGGCGCCUCUGCCGCCCAGCUAGCCGCCUCUGCGCGCGCCGAGCGGGCACUGCGCCAGGCUGAGCGCGACCGCGCCCGCUCCGCUACCCGUGUGCAGGCCGUGUGGCGCGGGCGGACCGAGGCGCGGAGGAUCAGGGCGCAGCGGGUGAAGGACUUUGUGGCGCAGCAGCAGGUCGUGCUGCGGCAUAGCGCAGAGCCGAGCGAGUCGGAGGACCGCCAAGUAGCACACGUACGCUGGCUCAGACUGCUCUGUGCGACAAGAGGCGCGCCAGAGGAGGGCCAGCUGCUGCGCGUAUGGAGUCAGACGAUGCAGAUCGACGACGCGCUCUUCACUCUGUAUGCAUCACCGCAUGCCUCUUCGUGGCGCACGCUUGUGUCGCUGGCAGUGCGGUGCUUGCUCGCGAGACUUGGCAGCGCCACGCCGAGUGCAGAGCGGAACGCCGAGUCGCUCGCGGCGCUCUCGCUGCUGCUGCGCCUGUGCGACCCUGCUGCAGCUGGCGGACAGGCAGACUUCGCUGUGCAGUUCGCACAGUCCUUGGUGUGCGCCUCGCUAUACCCGGCGCUGCACGCGCACCUUGUCAGCUUCCCGGUCGAUCGCAAGGCCUCGCCAACGCUGCAGCCGACCAUCGACCUCGCCCUCGUGCCGAUCACGCUCAAAGUGCCCGGCGCGCUGCAGGCCUUCGUCUUGCACAUUCUCGCAGUGCCGCAUCUGCCCGCACGGGUACCUCUGCCGAGCCUUGCGCGCCUGGCGGCAGACUUGCCACUGCUGGACGUGCUGCGCUGCAUCGAUCCCGUGCCGUCUACGCCAUAUCUGCUGGCGAACCUCAUUGCGCUCUCGGCACGUCGCGUGCCGCAGCUCAAGAACGCCAACGAGCUCUCGACAUACCUCGACACGCUCUCCAAGAUGCAAGAUGCGCUGCCGCGCUCGACCUUCGAGGGCGCGCUCGAGGGCACGGCAGGCUCGACGGCCGUGCCGGACGUGCAUCUCGAGCAGGCGUCUUCCUCACGCACUGUCACUGAUGUAGCUACGCACAAGCGUCUCUCGGGCCUCGUGGCGCCAUCGCACCUCAGUGCGCUGAUGACGGCAUCGACAAAGUUCUCCUCGUCUCGGCCAGCCCUCACUCGCUUCCUCGUCUCGACGCUCGAGGCAUGGCCGGCAUCGGCGCGCGACCGCGUAUUCUCCGCAACGCUCUUUGGCCCCGGCCCGCCGAACGGCCUCGUGCGCGAGCUGUGGCGCGGCUGGGUGCGGGGCGGGCCCCUGGCCAAGGCGAUCGGACAAGCCGGGCAUGGUGGCGCCGGCGGCGCACGCGCGGCAGUAGCCACAAUGGACAGUGCCGAGCUGGCCGAGGGAUGGGGCCCACUGCUGCUGCUCGUCGAGCUCUACUCGCGAGUGCUGCUUACGCUCGGCGAUGACGAGUUCCGGCCGCCUGCCAGCGCGCCCGGUUCAAGCUCCAGCAGUCCCAGCCGCAACCCGCUGACGCUCGACGAGAUCGUCACGUUCAGCGCGCUGCUGCGCACCAUGUCCUUCUCACUCUACUGGCUCGAGGGCUCGUCCGGCCUGCCCGACCUCUCGACGCGCGUGCCGAACUUCCGCCUGACGCGCAUUGAGCUGCGCAGCCUCUUCACGAACCUGCUGCGGCAGAUCCACGCCCGUGAUGCGCGCAAGCGUUUCGCGCCCGAGGGUCACUGGCUCAUGACGUCGGAGAUGGAUCUCAACAGCUUCAUUCAGACGGUGAUGCUGGAGGAGGACGAGCUGGCGGAGCCGCUGAACAACGCCGCGCCAACGGAGGACGACUGGGAGAUGCAGGAUGAGUUCGACGAGGACGACGAGAUUCUGCCGGUCUCGUCCCGACUACAGGCACUGCGACGAACGCAAGAGUCCGGCUCGAACCUCAACGCACGCCAGCUGGCGUUCCUCAGUCCGCGCCUCGGCGUGCUCAACAACAUUCCCUUCACCAUUCCCUUCGAGCUGCGCGUUGAGAUCUUCCGGCAAUUCAUCUACCGCGACCACGAGCGGCGCAAGCGCGCGGGCCUGCGCGUGCGGCACACGCGCACGGUGCGCAUCCGCCGCAGCGAGGUGGCGCACGACGGCUUCCUGGCGCUCAACCCGCUCGGCGCGGCGCUCAAAGACCGCGUGCUCAUCGAGUUCAUCGACGACUGGGGCAACGUCGAGGCGGGCAUCGACGGCGGCGGCCUCUUCAAGGAGUUCCUCACGUCGCUCAUCACGCAGGCAUUCGACACUAACCGCGGUCUCUGGCUGGCGACGGAGCAGCAGGAGCUGUACCCGAACCCGCACGCCUAUGCGCGCGAGCCGGAGCAGCUGGAGUGGUACCAGUUCCUCGGCCGCGUGCUCGGCAAGGCGCUGUACAUGGGCAUUCUCGUCGACAUCAAGUUUGCGCGCUUCUUCCUGUCCAAGUGGCUCGGCCGGCAGGGCUACCUCGACGACCUGGCCAGUCUGGACAGCCUCGACCCCGUCAUGUAUCGCGGCCUGCUGUACCUGAAGAACUACGACGGAGAUGUGGAGGCGGACCUGGCGCUCAACUUCACCGUGCAGUCCGACGAGCUGGGCCACGUCACCAGCCACGAUCUGAUCCCCGGCGGCUCCAACAUUCCCGUGACGCGCGAGAACCGCCUCAGCUACAUCUACCGCGUCAGCCACUGGCGCCUGACAGGCCAGAUCGCGCGCCAGUGCGACGCCUUUUUCAGCGGUCUCUCGGACAUCAUCGACCCGCGCUGGCUACGCAUUCUCGAUGUGGAUGAGCUCAAGGUGCUCGUGUGCGGCACGGAGGAGCCUAUUGACCUGACGGACCUGCGCGCCAACACAGAGCUCGGCGGGUACGACGACAAGGACGAGGCAAUCGAGCACUUCUGGGCCGCGCUGCACAGCUUCACGCCCAACGAGCGGCGCGCGAUGCUCAAGUUCGUCACUUCCUGUCCCUCGCCUCCGCUCCUCGGCUUCUCCGAGCUGCGGCCCAAGUUCGGCAUCCGGCAAGCCGGCAACGACGACACGCGUCUGCCCACCGCAUCGACGUGCGUCAACCUGCUCAAGCUGCCGCGCUACACGUCGGUGGCCCAGACGCGCGAGAAGCUGCUGUACGCCAUCAACAGCAAUGCUGGCUUCGACCUCUCUUGAGACUGCGCAGGCCUGCGCAAUCUUCACUCUCCACGCCUUCCCUCUCAUCAGCACUAAUCUUCAAUCUGUCAUACCUGCGCUGCCAAUACAUGCAUGCUCUCCGUG
Molecule: messenger RNA, 3589 nt
Organism: Tilletiopsis washingtonensis
Lineage: Eukaryota; Fungi; Basidiomycota; Exobasidiomycetes; Entylomatales
Product: HECT-domain-containing protein
Exons: 5
Coding region: 287-3484 (1065 amino acids)
Biological process (GO): ubiquitin-dependent protein catabolic process; protein polyubiquitination
Molecular function (GO): protein binding; ubiquitin protein ligase activity
Source: RefSeq, a predicted model, not a curated record